AUGUAUUAUUUUUAUAGUGUUUUUUUAUUUGUUACUGCUUGCCGAAGCGAGUCGCAUUUGUUUCACAGAUACAGCGGCAAGAAAGUUGAAGUUAGUCAAGCAAAGGAACUUCUAUUAAGAAACGCCACUGAAAAAUGUACCAUAAAAAUAAAGCCUUGUACACCCCAUGAAGGAAGCCGGAUUGAUGGCACGUGUAAUAACUAUAACUACCCUACGAGAGGCUCGGCGAGAGGUCCUUAUCUCCGACUCCUCAAACCUGACUACGGUAACAAUCAUGGCAUCCGCAUGAAUAGACAUGGCGAGCCAUUGCCGUCAGCACGCAAGGUUAGGACGGAAUUACAGACCACUGGGCGAGUCGAAGAUAGGCACAAAUAUAAUGCAGCCGCCAUUCACAUGUUGAAAUUUGUGCACAGAGAUAUCAGCAUCAUGAAUGGACCGUUGGAUUAUCUUAGACACAGGCAGUAUUGUUGUACAGAGAUUGGUCAAUCAGACCCACGGUGUAUCCCUAUAAAUGUACCAGAAGACGACCCAUAUCUCAAAGUGACUAAUAUACGCUGUCUCAACUUCUCUAGAACUGAAACUUUCCAAGACGCCAAUUGUUCACCCGACAUAAUACUCCCCGAACAGAUCAAUUUUCAAACACCAGUGAUAGAUUUAUCUACUAUAUAUGGAGUAGAUGAAGAAGCUCUUCAUGGAGUGAGAAAAUAUGAAUAUGGCCUCCUCAUAAUGGAGAAAAGGCAAAAUCGCUAUGUGCCUAAAAAUAUAACACGUAACCAACUUAAUCUAACAUCUAACAAUUUGUUAGAUAUGAAGAAUAACUUAGUUUCUAAAAUUGAUACAGCCGACGACACAAUAAGAAAUACGGCUCCUAAUAUGCUUCCUAAUUUGACACAAAAUAUAAACACAAAUCAAGAUGUAAUAAAUAUGACUGCUGAUAUGCUAGCUGAAAUGCUUGCGAACAUAGCAACGAACCCUGUGGUUAAUACUUCAUCUGAUGCAAUAUCAAAUUUAGGAACUAAUACAACAGAAAAUAUCUGUUUUCAGAAUAACGACACUGAAACAAUUUGUUAUCAAUUUGGAUUUCCAGAAGUAGGUAAUUUUGAUUUACGAACAACGGCCUUAACAAUAUUUUUCAUGAGAGAGCACAAUAGGAUUGCGAGAGCCUUACACCAUAUGAAUCCUUGUUGGAGAGAUGAUCGCCUUUUUAAAGUAGCUCGCCAGAUUAAUAUAGCGACGGUAUCUAAUAUAUUCAUGUAUGAGUUGCUACCCGCAUUUUUAGGUUUAAGAAAUAUGGUCAACUAUGAAUUAAUAUCGGAACAAGUAGAGCACGUGUCUGCAUACGCAGCUGAUGCAAUCCCUCUUGUUUAUGCUGAAUAUGAAAUUGCAAACCGAUUCUUUCACACACUUUUAGAUGGUAGAAUUAAGAUGUACAAAGAAGAUUAUCGCUAUAAGGAUGAAUAUCCAUACAGUGAUACACUCUUUAGAUCCGGUAUUCUUGAAAAAGGCAAAAUUUUAGAAGAAAUCACUCGUGGACUAUUUCAACAGAAUGCCGCAAAACUUGACAAUAUCCAAGAUCCAGAGAUUUCAGAAAAUUUCUUCGGUAAGCACCUUCAAAAGGCUCAUGACCUUGCGGCAAUAGAUAUCCAAAGAGGUAGGGAUAUGGGAGUACGUGGGUAUAAUGACUAUAGGCAUAUGUGUGGUAUUAAACCGGCUCAAAAAUUUGAAGAUUUCUUUGAUACCAUGGAAGUUGAAAAAGUGGAAGCACUCAAGAAACUAUACGAUGAAGUAGAUGAUGUGGAUUUAUUAGCCGGUAUUAUGUGCGAAAAUAAUAUUCAAGGCAUCGACGUUGGGCCUACGCUAUUCUGUAUCAUGACUAAACAGCUCCAGCUGUUUAGGUUUUCUGAUAGAUUCUGGUUUGAGAGAGGCGACCAGAUGCAUAGUUUCAGUUUAGGUCAAUUACACGAAAUCAGAAAGACCAACAUGGCUCGCCUCGCCUGUGACAACGCUGACGGGAUUAAAUAUAUUCAACCACAAGCCUUCAUGAAUGUCAAACCUGGAAAUAUGCCAGUUCCAUGCAACCACAUAGAAGGAGCAGAUCUAACAAAAUGGAGAGAUGACAGUUGUUAUAGGAAUAAGCACAGUCAUGAAGCGACACACAGACCAAUGAGAUAUAAAGACAAACAUUAUCGCAAAACCUCAAUGUUUUACGGAAAUGGCAGACAUGCUACAAAAGGAUCUUCUAACUUCUUUGAUAAUGUCUGGUAUAAUAAACCUUCAGAAAUAUAUACUUUUCAUGAAUCUACAAGAUAA
Molecule: messenger RNA, 2310 nt
Organism: Arctia plantaginis
Lineage: Eukaryota; Metazoa; Arthropoda; Insecta; Lepidoptera; Erebidae
Source: the annotation of a GenBank genome assembly